AUGGGGUUUUCUCUUCCUCUAGAUUUCAUCCCGGCUAUGGGCGAUGGCGCCCGGCCUGAUGACCCUGAGCAGAACGAAUGGCCCAGGGACCAACAGGAAGAGUUUCCAAUCCAGGAAGUGGCUCCUUUUCCACAAUUACCGUACAGGUUGAGGGUUAAGUGCUUUCUGAAACCGUCAGUGCUUCACGUGGAAGCGUGUCUGCUGGAAAAGAUAUUCGGUCCAAACAGAGCCCUCCUCCCGACGUUCGAACGGGAGUUCAAAGUCCUGGUCCAGAUGGGAGAGCCGGACCCCGAGGGCAAGGUUGAAAUCAAUAUCACGGGGAGACACUGGUACCCGAAGCGUGCCAAAAAGAUGAUUCUCAACUUGGCCGAAAAAUCCCGAAGGAAACGGUAUGGAGGUGCAGGGAUGCUCAGGAAGCCUGGAAACCAUGAAGUAUCUUGAAAGAAAGAUCAUACGUUCCAGUGCUUUCCUCUCUGCCCCGUGAUGAACGAACUGGAUGAAGCCCUGUAGUUACUGGAAAUAGAUCGGGAGACUGUCUAGGAAUCUGUUCCCAAAAUAAUGUGAUCUUUGUGAUUAGGACCUCAGUGCAGGGGCAUUGGUCUGGGUCAGGAGCCUUGGUCUUCAAGGCCCAGUGUGAAUCCUGCCUUUGCUCCUGUGACUGAAGGGAAAAAAAUG
Molossus molossus (Pallas's mastiff bat) is the source of this 675-nucleotide messenger RNA. Its product is annotated as oocyte-expressed protein homolog. The transcript is spliced from 3 exons. The record is from RefSeq and is a predicted model, not a curated record. The coding region runs from base 1 to 441 and encodes 146 amino acids. Gene Ontology annotation, cellular component: apical cortex; protein-containing complex. Gene Ontology annotation, molecular function: RNA binding. Lineage: Eukaryota; Metazoa; Chordata; Mammalia; Chiroptera; Molossidae.